Messenger RNA from Hippocampus comes (tiger tail seahorse), 2179 nucleotides. It is a transcript of the gene rgmd, whose product is annotated as RGM domain family, member D. The transcript has 5 exons. The coding region runs from base 100 to 1494 and encodes 464 amino acids. NCBI's taxonomy places the organism in Eukaryota, Metazoa, Chordata, Actinopteri, Syngnathiformes, Syngnathidae. The record is from RefSeq and is a predicted model, not a curated record. Gene Ontology annotation, cellular component: plasma membrane. Gene Ontology annotation, molecular function: coreceptor activity. Gene Ontology annotation, biological process: BMP signaling pathway.
GACCAGCUGAGGUUGUCGGGGAACGAGGGGCAAACUGCUGUCAGAGAGCGGCGCUUCAACUCAUACAUAGUAGCUCAUACCAAACGCAGGCUGAAGGAAAUGCAGUCAACUGGUAGGGAGGACGAACAGUAUAGCAGCCGCAACGUCGAUGAGAAGCAGUCGAGCAACUCCAUUCUAACUGAAUGGAUUGGCAUGGGGAGAAGCGGACCUCAGAUCACGGCUAAGCUGCAGCUUUGGGACUGUGUAACGCUGACGAUGGUUGUCAUUUCGCUGCUCUAUCCACCAGCUUACUGUCAGCAGUGUCGCAUCCAGCGCUGUAAUGCCGAGUACGUGGCGUCUACUUCACCUUCAAACGGCCUGCAGGAGGACGCGCCACCCGACGUGGACUACUGCAUCGCGCUACGGGCCUAUGCCCUAUGUACCCGACGGCAGGCCCGGAGCUGCCGAGGUGAUCUGGUUUACCACUCUGCCGUCUUCCGCAUCAAGGAGCUAUUCUCUCAGCACAACUGCUCCAGCGACGGACCCACAUCCUCCGCCAAGCUCCCCAGCACGUCCCGUCCGGUUGUGUCGGAGCUGUGCAACUACGAGAACCGAGUUCUUGCCGCCGGUUCGGGAGGCCAGCAGAAGAAGUAUGCCCACUGUGGAUUAUUCGGAGACCCUCACCUACGGACUUUCCGGGACGAGUUUCAGACCUGCAAGGUGGAAGGGGCAUGGCCUCUGAUCGAUAACCGCUACCUGUCCGUGCAGGUGACCAAUGUGCCCGUCGUUCUCGGCUCCAGCGCCACUGCAACCAGCAAGAUUACAGUCAUCUUCAAGUCAUACCGCGGCUGCACAGACCAGAAAGUAUACCAGGCCACUACGGAUGACCUGCCAUUGGCCUUUCAGGACGGUACUCGCAGCGGCGGCGAGAGCGGCAGCCUGACCAUCACGGAGCGCGGCGGCUCCGGAGCGGGGCGUCAGGUGAAGAUCCAGGCGCGUUACAUCGGCACAUCUAUAAUCGUGCGCCGCGUGGGCAGCUACCUGACCUUCGCCAUCCGAAUGCCCGAGGACACGCUGGACUUUUCCGAGGACAAUGGCGGCCUACAGCUCUGCCUGCAUGGCUGCCCGCGCAAUGAGCUCAUCAAGGAACACACGUUGGGCCGCCAGAGCCAACAGCACCGGCAGCCCGGCGCCGCCACCGAGCUGGGCCCGCUGCGUCCCCCUCACCAGGUCUACACGGUGGAGAGAGCCACGGCCAAGUGUCGAGAGACUCUGCAGGUGGAGGACGUUUACUUCCAGUCCUGUGUGUUCGACUUGCUGACAACGGGAGACCCCGAGUUCUCCAUGGCAGCAUACGGCGCCUUGGAGGAUUUAAAAGCGCUGCCGCCCAGCAAACUCAAGCAGAACUCCCCGAGGAGUCCGCGUCUUUACAACCGAGGGGUAUCACAAACAGUGGCAGUCAACGGCCCAGCUUCUGUUCUCACACUCCUCCUACUCAUUGUGCUGCUUUUGUAAAACAAAAAAAAUAUAUAAACGUGUGUGUACUGUGUAUGUAAUAUGUUAGAUGAAAAAGACAGGUGGAAGAAUCACCAGCUUGAGGAAAGAGUGACAAGACCAUCGACUUGGAAUCUGGGACUGUUGUUUUAGUUUACAAUCUGCCAAAUUGGAUUCACGCAUGACAAUAUCCUGUUUUGUCAUUUGGCUUUUGUUUUUGUUAUAAGCCGUUUGUUUUUGUACAUAUAAAUAUUUCACUCCAUCUUUGUCAUACUGCGCACACUCCGCCAUGCAGUGUCUCCAGUCAUAGCAACAGCACUUACAGUGACAGUAUCAACAGCAUGUUUUGUGUAUUUAAAUAUGAUUGCACAGUGCGGCAUGCUAAAUACACAAGCUCCAACAACUGUAUGUAAAAACUACCUAUCCACUGUACAGUCUAUACACGUGAGGUACUUGGUCAAUUCUGUGAACUGCUCCAUCUUCAAGCUGUUUGGCUUCCAGUUCGAAAGGUUAAGGGGGUUGGGGGGGAAAAAAAUCUAUAUAAUAAUAUAUAAAAGAGUGUAUAUAUGUGUUUCAUAUUGUGUACAUUGGCUGUAUAGUUGUUUAACUGUAAUAUGUGUUACGUUUGUUGUGUUUGUAGGCUAUUUUAGAAAAUAAACUAAUGUGUUGUUCCCUAUGUAAUUUUAUAUAUUAAAGUGUUGGACAC